AUGCUGGGGCGGCUGGUGCAGAGGUUGGCAGGAGCGGCAGGCGGGGCCCAGGCGGGGCGGCACCCGCAGGAUGAGGAUGAUGAGGGGGACGAGGAUUUUAUGGACCCCAUCACAUUUGCCUGCAUGCAAGACCCGGUGCUGCUGUGUGGCACGGGCCAGAUCUACUGCCUGUCCAGCCUGCGCGCCUGGCUGGACACAGGCAGCCGCACCUGCCCCAAGACAAACGUGGUGAUGAGGGAUGUGGAGGUGGUGCGCCUGCCCUCUGUGCGCAGCCGCAUCGCCGCCUGGCGUGCGUCGCAGGGCCUUCCGCCGCUGCGCCCGCUGGACCCGCCGCCAGAGGUGGUGCGGGAGGCGGGGGCGGGCGUGGCGCAGGCGCUGGCGGGCCUGCGUGGCGGCGACGUGUACCGCCGGGGGCUGGCUGCCGGGGCGGUGAACGACAUGCUGAUUGAGUGGGGGCGGCUGGAGCCGCUGCCCGCGCGGCAGCAGGUGAUGGAGGCCAUGCUGCUGGAUCUUGUGUGGUUGAUGCGGCAGGGGACCCCUACGGCAGCGGCCGUCCCCUUUGAGUACAACCGCUGCUCCGCCGCCGCAGCGAUGUGGGGCCUGUGCAAGUGUGCGGCGGGGCGGGGCGAGGUGCGCAGGGGCGGCGGCGUGCGCCUGCUCAAGCUGAUGGCGCUGCAGGCGGAGGCGGGCGGGGAGCAGCCGGGGCCCCUUGGCGAGAAGCUGGUGCGCUUUGACAAGCGGGACGCGUCGGGCUGCCUGCUGGCGCUGCGCCUCACAGAGGAUGAGGCGGCGGAGGAGCCGGCGGUCAGCAUACCACAGCUGAGGCGGUGGAACCACUGCUCCCAUGCCUGGCUGCUGGGCAGGGUGGCUGAGCCCACGGAAGGCUACAGCGAGGACGAGCAGGCGGCGCUGCUGCCCCUGCUUGCCACGGGCGAGGAGCAGGACGAAACCGACGAGGAGGAUUGGGAGGAUGGCGCAGAGGAGGAGGAGGAGGGGGGGGAGGGGGCGGGAGCAGAGUAG
Molecule: messenger RNA, 1020 nt
Organism: Chlorella variabilis
Lineage: Eukaryota; Viridiplantae; Chlorophyta; Trebouxiophyceae; Chlorellales; Chlorellaceae
Exons: 7
Coding region: 1-1020 (339 amino acids)
Biological process (GO): protein ubiquitination
Molecular function (GO): ubiquitin-protein transferase activity
Source: RefSeq, a predicted model, not a curated record